Molecule: messenger RNA, 2892 nt
Organism: Zychaea mexicana
Lineage: Eukaryota; Fungi; Mucoromycota; Mucoromycetes; Mucorales; Lichtheimiaceae
Exons: 6
Coding region: 1-2892 (963 amino acids)
Source: RefSeq, a predicted model, not a curated record
AUGAAACUGAUGAGCACUGAUGUGCGUCAUUUCCACGCUUGUGUAUACAAAAUAUUUGAAGAUUCAAACUGGGAAAUCCGAUACCAAGGUCUGGAUAACCUCUAUGGUUUAUUUACAAAGAUGGAUGCUGCUUUUCAAACAAAAUGGCUGCCCAUGCUAUCGUACCUCGGGCCUGUCUUUAGCUAUUUUGUUGGAAGUCUAUGGGACAAGGAGGAAUAUGUCCGAGCUAAGGCCUUUGCGUUAAUCCGUACGUUUGGCACACUACAUCUGCGUUCGGCGUUUCGAUGCUGGGAAGCUUAUUUCCUAACCGCCACUGACCGACAAAGGACCUCAGUUAUCAAGCUGAUGAUUCAGUUGAAUGCCCUCUUCCCCGAUUGGCAGGUGAUCCAGUGGGAGUCUUUGCUGGAGGCACUGGAAGCCAAACAAAACGACAAGGCCGAUACCCAAUCUUUCGAUAUCCUAGAACGCUAUAUGCGCACAUCAUCAUCCAACGCGCGCCAUCAUGACGACAAUGAUGGCAACCGUAACUCCAACACAGAGAGCGAGAUCGAGCAAGAAAACGAGGAUAUGUUAACCAUUGAAAUCGAGAACGCGCGCGUACUGAUGCUGACACUUGCACUGCAAAUGUUGGGCAGCAAUUUGCCGGUUGAUACCGUCCAAAUUUCCCGGUUAAAAUACAUUCUUGUCGACUGUAUGGGCUUCAACAAUUGUCGACGCUAUGUCACCUCGGGCGAAUGGGUUGUGACCUUUGGCAGCAUGACGUAUGAUCCUGCCAAUCCGCUUCAGAACUCCUUCUUGAUUGCCGCAUCACGAGGACUCAAAAAGAUAAUGGAUAGUUUUGCACCACUUCCUGCUGAAACUGUUGCAUCUAUGGCUCCCGAUGUAUUGGAACAGAAUCGGGUCGAGCUUGCAGAAAACAGUAGCCCAGGUGUGCAUUUUAUCGACGUAGUGCUCAAACUGUUCAACUCGGGCGUGGAUGUCACUUCACUCAACCACAUGAUGCUUAAAAUAUGGCUUGAAACAAUUUUGAUUGUCAUGUACAAGCACAAUAUCCUUGAACGCGAGUUCGAGCACAGCAUUGUUAAUUGCAUGAAGCAGAUUAUCGAGCUGCUUACCAAGGAAAUCAGUGAAGAAAAUAAGCUCUUGAUUCUAGAGAUUCUUAAGUGUCUGCUGCGACGAUCAGAUCACCUGACAGCCAUGGUCCUGUCAAAACAGAUCAUGGCGUUGGGUAAACUCAUGACCAAGCUUGGAAACAAAAUGAGUGAGCCGGUUUUCCUGAAAGCAAAGGAGUUCUUAAAAAGCGCUUUUCUUCGAUUUGCUGUCGCCGGUUUGUUUGUACUCAUGUUCAAGAAUCAAACGGUAUCGGACUCCAAUAACCGAGAUGUGGACUUGUUCUUUGUGUUACGGACCGUGAUCGAUCCAGAAGAUGUCGUUCCUGAUGAAGAUAUGCACGAAAUCGUAUAUCUACGCGAUCAACCUGUGCGCGAUGUGCUGGACAAACUGAUGAAGCAGCAGAUGGAGCGCAAGGCAUUUUCGACUGUUCUCCACAACAUGUGUCGCUAUGUAGAAACCGUGCAUUCGCAUCCAUAUUCUGAAUCUAUCUUGAAUGAUUAUGCCAUAUUUUUAAAUACGCUCACCAAGCACACAGCCGGCUGGCGGAGGCCCGAAUGGGAUAUAAACCCGUUGUUUACAAUGUCAGCCAUACUCUUAAAAGAACAUCCCUAUCACUACGCAAUCCUAUUACCGCAAAUCCAAAAUUUGUUCCGACAUGGUCUGCAACACUGCACAAUCAAUGUCGAGAACGUCGUCGAGCUGCUGGCAUCAUACACUGUACUUAUUAGCAUUCCCGGUGCCUCACCCGACAAUGUAUUUGUACAAAUCAUUACCGAAGAAGUCAAGAACGGCCUGAACUCUCGAACAAAGUUACACAAGGACACAAUGCUUGUUCUACUAGAGCUCAUCCUUUGGGACAGCAAGCCAGAUCACGAGGGAUGGUUUGCUCAGGUCGAGCAAGCACUUCCAGGCGAGCAUCCUACUGCAACAGCCAGCGGAGGCUAUCGCCGGGUGCGAUACUUUGAUGCAAGUUUGCCAUCCUUACUAGAACCCCUCGGCUUUUUUCUCAAACUGCCGCCAGCAUCACAGCAAUUUACGAAAAAGGAUUUCAAGACGUACAACACUGUCGCUGAGCUGCUGGUCAACUUGUGCGUUGAAGACAACAGUAACUUGUACCGUAUAUUUGGAAUGCAAAAGCUGGACGAGACACGUCACUGCCUACGGUUUCUCAGUUGGUUCCUUUUGGCAAUACUGCGCGAACCUAGUACAUCGCUGCUACUGGUCGAGUUUGAGGAUACGAUUAUAGAGCUCCUCGUGCAGACGUUCAACUCGAUCCCUAUAGACUUUGAUACCCCUGAUUUAAACUUUUCCUAUAGUCCCGCAGGCGAAUCGCUCGUUUUGAGCUUCUUGAUUGUCAAGGCAUGGGUGCUGCUGAUUCUACGCUGGGAGGAUAACCGCCCAACAUUUUGGAUGUCUCUAUGGCCUGCCUUACGACGGCUGCUAAGUCGGAUCGACCCGGAAACACUGUCUGUUGCCGGAAAUAUCGGAUUGUCAGUCUGGAAUUUGCUCCUGUCGCUGUUGCAAUUCCUAUUUGCAUGCCGCAGCCCUGUUAUCAUGCACAGCAACGGCCAGGCAGCACAAGAGCUUAUGACCCUGAAUGAAUUUCGAAAUCAGGUCCAACAUAUCCAGCGCAUGUUUGUUACCCCACCGGUGCAAGUGCCAUUAGCUACGCUGAAUGAUCAGCUAUUUCUUGAGCUACGAGAUGUCAUGCGGCUUCAGGCAGAAACAAUCAUGUUCCAAAGCAGUAAAGCGUUUUCAAGUACAGCCAAUGGCAUGUAA